Prunus armeniaca (apricot) is the source of this 960-nucleotide messenger RNA. NCBI's taxonomy places the organism in Eukaryota, Viridiplantae, Streptophyta, Magnoliopsida, Rosales, Rosaceae. The record is from the annotation of a GenBank genome assembly.
AUGGUGGUGUUGGGUUCUCUUAGCCAAAUCAAGCCUUCUCCAAUACCAACCAACUCUUCUUCUUCUUCCUCAAACCCUUCACAGAAGGGUCUUCUUCUCACAAGGAGAAGAGCCAUAGUGCUUGGUCCAAGUGUUGUGGUGGCUUCUUUGCUCCAUUUCUAUAACCCCAUUUCCCCACAACCUUCAUCUCACCUUGCACUUGCUCAGCAGCAACAAGAAGAUGAGCUUCAGCAACAAGAGGACCGCUCUGUGCAUCUCUUCCAGGAAACGUCUCCAUCAGUUGUUUUUAUUAAAGACCUUGAAAUAGACAAAAGCCUCAAGGCCUCUCCUGAUGCCGUCUUCCUAAGUGAGGAUGGAAAUUCCAAAGUUGAAGGAACAGGUUCAGGCUUCAUUUGGGAUAAGUUCGGUCACAUUGUCACAAAUUACCACGUUGUGGCUAAAUUGGCCACAGACCAAACCGGAUUACAGCGUUGUAAGGUUUAUCUUGUAGAUGCAAGAGGCAAUGGUUUUUACAGUGAAGGCAAGAUUGUUGGUGUGGAUCCAGCCUAUGAUCUGGCUGUUCUUAAGGUUGAUGUUGAAGGACAUGAGUUAAAACCUGUUGUUCUUGGCACAUCUAAUGGUUUACAUGUGGGUCAGAGCUGCUUUGCCAUUGGGAAUCCUUAUGGAUACGAGAACACUCUAACAAUAGGGGUGGUCAGUGGAUUAGGCAGGGAGAUACCCUCACCAGAUGGAAAGGCCAUUAGAGGAGCUAUUCAAACAGAUGCUGCCAUUAACGCUGGGAAUUCAGGUGGGCCGUUGAUUGAUUCAUAUGGUCAUAUUAUUGGAGUUAACACAGCAACUUUCACUCGCAAAGGAACAGGAGCAUCAUCUGGUGUUAACUUUGCAAUACCAAUCGACACUGUUGUGCGAACUGUACCGUACCUUAUUGUAUAUGGAACACCGUACCGUGACAGGUUUUGA